GCUGUUUGCCGUUCGUUCAUAAAGUCGUUUACUGGCUCUCAGCUGCAUUGCCGCGUGUUGAAAACUCUACUUUCGCACGAAUAAACUACUUUUUUGGAGUCAAUUGUGACAUAUAAUAUAUUUAAAUUACGCUGUUUUACUCUAAAACCUUGUUCUCAUAACGAAUGCACGUAUAGUUUAAGACGUUCAGUGAAAUUUGUAAAAAUAAAUCUUGUUGAGUUAUUAUAAGCGGUUUCAAGUUGAACUGUAGUAUUUGGCUCCAACACAUAAUAAAUAAGAACUAUGCAACAUUGUGGAUUUUGUUCAAUGGUAUCCGAUUUCCUAUGUCGAACUUUAUGUGUUGGAAGCAGACGAGGUAGUAGUGACACCUACUACCGCGAGCUUGGGGACCAAGACACAUUGAGAAUCGAUGAUAACAAGUCCUCUACCUCGUCCUCCUUUUCUAACGAUGUUGAAGAAAUAAUUUUCGUUACAGUUCACGAGAGCCAGCCGCAAGCGCGGCGCCGUUCAGAUGAAGACGCAAUCGCUAAUAUGAAUGAGAAAGCCGCCGUCACAGGCCGCUUUCUCACCCUCAAGACUCGCCGUAGGCGACCUCUGUUGCCCAAAGUACAACAUGACGAGCUGCUACUUGACACCCUGCAGCUACGCCAACAGCAGUGCAUCCUCAAUCAGUCUGCGCUGUGGAAUUUCAAUGCAUUUGCAUUGGAAAACGUCUCCGGGGGGCGUUGCCUCCCGGAGCUGUGCUACCACUUGUUCCACGAGUACGGGCUGAUAUCUCACUACCGACUGGACGCGGCCAUGCUGUGGAGGCUCUUCAGCCUUAUAGAGGAGGGCUACCGCAGCAGCAAUCCCUACCACAACGCGGUGCACGCUGCCGACGUUACGCAAGCGAUGCACUGCUUCCUGCAGCAGAAACAGAUUCUGCCGUUCAUGGAGCCGCAGGAGCUACUGGCUUGCCUCCUAGCGGCAAUGGCACACGACUUGGACCAUCCGGGCGUGAAUCAAACCUUCCUCAUCGCCACCUCCGACUAUAUAGCCAACCUGUACGACAACAAGUCGGUGCUAGAAAACCACCACUGGCGGUGUGCGACGAGCUGCCUCAUUGAGAGCGGCGUCAUGGAGAGCCUGAGCCACAUCUGGUCCAGUCUGCAGGACCAGAUCUCAGCCCUCAUCCUCGCCACUGAUAUCACGCGGCAGCAGGAAUACCUCAACGUGUUCAAGGGUCAUAUUGACAACAACACCUUAGAUUUGAGGAAACGCGAACACCGAUUUUUGGUGAUGCAGAUCGCCCUCAAAUGUGCGGAUAUAUCGAACCCAUGCCGGCCCUGGGAAAUCAGCAGGAAUUGGAGCUUCAAGGUUUGCGAGGAAUUCUUCAAACAAGGCGAAUAUGAGCGCAAACUCAAGAUACCUGUCUCCGCAUUGUGUGACAGGAAUACUAUAUCUAUACCGAAUAUUCAAAUUGGAUUUGGCAAGUUCAUAGUGACGCCGCUGAUAAUGGAGUGGCACCGGUUCCUCCAAAACGAUCUCUCCACGCAAAUGUUAGACAACUUGCUCUCCAAUCUAAACAAAUGGGAGCAGCUGAUGGUGAUCGAGGGUCCAGAGAAGAAGCGCACAGAAGCGCCUGAUACUGACACGGCGAAGAACGAUAUCGAGGUCGGCUCCGAAUUGUCCGACAGUUCUGAAUUGUUGCUGCCCGGGCGCAGGAGUUCUUUGAAUCCAAUCAAGCCUAAAAGCAUUAAAGAACAAUUGAGGCGCUUCUCCGUACCGCUGAAUAUCUUACAAGAGAAAAAAAUUAAGCGCCGCGUAAAGAGCCGCGCAUCAGUCAGCAGCUCGGAGACGCGCCGGGGCGCUAGCCGGCUCGACAUCCAAUUUUCGGUACGGUCACAGCAGAGUUCACCCGAGCGCGGCCAGGCAGCUGUAUUUUCUACUGAGAAAUAUUUGAGCACUGAAAAUUUAUUGCAAGUAGAUGACACCGACGAUGAAGGCAAUCGACAAACUUUCUCAAACGUGGAGACCACAUUUCUGGAGUGCUUGCUACCCCCGCGGUACUUGCACAAAAGCACUGAAGAUAUAAGAUCUUCGCCUCAGACUACCAAAACAGAUUUCUUGCAACGCUUAGAAAAUUUAAAAGCGACCAAGUUCAGGUGGUUCAAAAAAUCUGAAGCCGACAAGAACGGUCGGAAUGAGGCGUCAACGAGCGGGACCGCAACACAGGAAGGUGGGCGGCGAGAGGCACGAGGCGACGCCGCCUCGACUAUGGGCAGCCGACUGCGCGACAACCUGUCGGCCGUUACGCUCGAUGGCUUGCAUUUGCAACAGCUUACUCCUCGAAGGAAGUCAAUGCCUGCUGACGUCACAUCGGCGACCGCUGGAGCUCCGAAGGAGAAAAAAGUGCUCGAUUUGGCAGUAAUUCCUCCACUGCUCAAACACGCAGCAUCUGGGAAGGAGGAGUGCCGACGUCGCCGGGGCUCUGCGCCGGCGCCCGUGGCUGUGUCGGAGCUGCGCGGCCUUGCACAGAGCGCACAGGGAGCCCAGGUGGCCCGCUCCGGCGCUCCUACUGGCACCCGCAAGAAGGCCAGCGCUGUAGCCACUUGCCAGCAGUGGCUCGCCAGGGCGUCAAACGCCCAAGAGAAAUCACUCUCUAACAUACCACGACGCAGCUCUCUCCCCAUCGAGGUGAUGACAGGUACAGCAUACCAGUGAGAAGAUGAAGACAUCUCACAGUAAAUAAAUUGCUCAAUAUACAAAAAUGGAAAAUAUACAAUUUCUAAAGUAUAUGAGCAAAAUGUUACUUAAUCGACGAAAUCGCUCAAAAAAUUAUUCACAAUUUCUAACAGUAAAUGUAUACACUACGCAAACGCUGACUUGCUCCAAAUCGGACAGAAAAACUUAAACUGUCGAUAUGAGCCGAAGUAUUCUCUUGCGAAAUUGUUUCGUGUUUGAAACGUACAAUUAUAGUGAAAAUGUACUUUUAUAAAAUGAUAGUAAACAAAACUUCAAACAAAGUGCAGUGAAAAAUAAACUUAAUUGAUGGAUUAUGGAUAUAUAAUUGGAUAUGGAUAUGUAUUUAUUGCGUUUACAAACAAAUUGUGCAGUGAAUUAUAACAAAACUGUGAAACAAAAAGUGAAUGAUGUCAGAACGUUUCCGAAGUUUAUGUCUAAAAACUUUAAAGAAAGUUGUGUAAAAUUUACAAGAAGUAGGACGUUUUACGCCUGUUUUCAGUGAAAAAUUUGUGAUUCCAGUGUAAAACAUGUUUCAAAGUUGUUCAAUGGGAUUAUCGUGAACUAUUCGCAUAGAGAAAAGUUGUCAGACGUUAUUCUGUGGUGUUGCAUAUAGUUACCGUCUCAUUAUCUAUUUAUGGUUAAAAAAAACAUUAUUGUAUAUUAAUAGUACUACAUACUAUCCCAAAUCAUAG
Messenger RNA from Papilio xuthus (Asian swallowtail), 3416 nucleotides. RefSeq names its product calcium/calmodulin-dependent 3',5'-cyclic nucleotide phosphodiesterase 1C. Gene Ontology annotation, biological process: signal transduction. Lineage: Eukaryota; Metazoa; Arthropoda; Insecta; Lepidoptera; Papilionidae. Gene Ontology annotation, molecular function: 3',5'-cyclic-nucleotide phosphodiesterase activity. The record is from RefSeq and is a predicted model, not a curated record. The transcript is spliced from 11 exons. The coding region runs from base 283 to 2703 and encodes 806 amino acids.